CCUUUGAGUCUCGACAUUCCUUUCGUCUACCCCGUCGCUCCUUGCUUCGUCCGCUCCCCCUCACGAUCCUUGGUUCACCAAGCUAUUUCGUUGCCGCACCCCCGCACCCGGACAGCAGCCUGGCCACCACGAGCACCAACCCGAUCCUGGGACCUGAAUCAUCCACGCUCACCCUCGUCGCCGUCAAUUCACGUGUCCAAAUUUCCAACGCUCCCUUGAACGUGUAAAUCUUUCGGUCGCCGCAAAGUCCUGCCUCGGGAGCUUUGAAUUGCUGCUUUGCCGUCCUCUCGGGAUUAUGCUCUUCUAAAGCUGCACUCUAUUCUCUGUUAUCUGUGAAUACUUGUGGUUAGCCUAGAGUUCUACAUGUCCAAUAAACCAUCGCAGCCCUCUGGAGAGCGCACCACUUCCUCCCGAACCUCAGCCGUGCAACGCUCAACUGAACCGACGACUUCUCGCAAACGUUCAAACACAAAAUACGGUGUCCAGCCUGCCAUCCAUCUCUCAUUGAAAACAUCGACGUCCGCGCUUCCACGUCUGCAGUCUCAUGGCGGCGUUAACCUAAACUACGAUCUUCAGCAGGCCACCUUUGGUAAACGGUCCGCCGGCUCAUCGUCCCCCUCUACUGCCUCGCCGUCUACCGGACGGAGCGCUGGAUAUUCUCCGUCGAGUAACGGGUCACACACUCCCGCUUCUCCUCUGACGGCGUCCCCCGACCACAUGUCCAUGUUUUCCGGCUUCGGUGACACCAUUAGCAGCUCGCUCCCGCUGUCACUCUCGGCGCUCUGGACUGAACCAUCCCUCGAUCUGGUCAGUCCAUCACCCUCGUCCGUUUCGUCGUCACGCCGGCCGUCGUUGUCGCCAUAUGCACACGGCCACCAGGUGCGCUCCCAGCCAGCCCUGGCGCAGUCCCGAUCGAGCAACAACCUCCGUCUCGCGGCUCAUCGUCUCCCAUCCGACCCUGCGUCGCGCAAGUCCUCCAUCACGAGCGUGGAGCGCGAUGCCGGCCUGCACCUCGAUAUGAAACGGUUAUUAAGCAAGCCCGCGCAGCCAACCCACUCUGGCUCGUCCAUCAUGUCGUUAGGCUCAGACUCAGAGCCGCUCCGCAGCCCCAUGUAUCCCGGGUCCCUCUCGCGCCAGCCGUCGUCGCGACGCACGGCGACCGGUCCUCUCCCCGACGAACGUACACGGCGCCCUACCGAAGACACCGCGACGCUGCGCAAGUCCGCGUCGCGCGCGUCCCUGCACGCGUCCGCCCUGCAGCAGCAGCAGCAGCCCCAGAAGCAGCGCAACGUGCUCCGGCGCAAGGCGAGCGCGACCUCGAACCCCGCAACGCCGACCGCACAGACGUUCCACCAGCAACAGCAGCAGCCCGGUGCGCGCAUAUCCCUGAAGAGCUUCGUCCGCGCCUCGGUGGCCGCGCCGCCGGCGCGCCGUGCUACGCACGACGUCGCCACGACUACCACCACGAGCGAGCUCCCCCGGCGGCACAAGUCGCCGCCCGUUAACCUCACGCCCGCCGGCGCCGUCGCGCACGCAUACAAGCAGCAGGCACGGCGCCGGUCGGAGCUCGCCGAGAUGUCGGGCGGCAGCAGCGGCGACCUGAGGGACGGGUCUGUGGACAGCCGGCGCACAACGCGCGUGGCUGCGGACGGGGACGAGGGCGAGGAGAGCGGCGGGGCGUACUACACGGUGCUGGGCGGUUCGGCAGGGCGGCUCAUCGCGGUGGGCAGCGUCGAGGACAGCAUGUGGGAGUUUGGGUACGACGCGCGGUAUGGCGUGGACGAGCGCUUCCGUCAGGCGAGGGUGAGUAGUAGCGGCAGCGGCGGAGCGGGGGUCAGAGGUCUCGGCAGGAAGGUGUCGGGGAAGUUCAAGCGGCCGGGCUCGACGAAGGAGCAUCGCAGGGCGCAUGCAGACGAGCUGCUGGACAGACGCCCGAAGACUAGCCCGGGGAGCUCCUCCUCGAGACCGCUGGGCCCCUCCAUGGACGAGUAUGUCGAUGUCAACCAGCAGGUCUGCUCGGGCACUGCAAUACCCUCGGCGCCGAAUGGCACGCCGGAAGACAAGACGCUGCGGUCAGUGCGGUCGUUCAAGGGUAAGGAGCCGGAUAGCAACAGCAAGGGCAGCGGCGACGACUCGUCGCCCGGAGGCAAGAUCUGGAAGCUGAUGAAGCGCAUAUCGACCGGUGCGUUGCGCGAAAAAUAUCACGACGCGACGCCGCCACCACCCGUACCCGCCCUUCCGGACGACUAUAAACAUCUGGCAUCGCCCCGGACCACGUUAGACAUCCGCAAGGGACGCGACGACGCAAGCGAGACCGGCAUCUCGCGAUUUAUGAAUUCUCGAACGUCCUUGUCUGCAGUGCGGCCCUCCACUGCCCCGGUGCGGAGCUCGCCACGUACGACCACUGAUAGUUCACGUCCUUCCACUGGCCCUCGACAUAGCACCACCACACGGUCGUCCUCGCCCAUGUCGUCCGAGGUGGCGUCUUCACGGUACUUCCAGAAGUCGCAUUCCACCCACUCGUCGAUUUCAUCGUACGGCGAAGAGCUUCCUCCACUCCCCAAGCCGUCCAGCUCGAACGUCGGCCAGCACAUCAUGACCCCCGGCGAGCUGUACAGCAAGUUGGGCGGAGAUGAACUUGUUCUGCCGAAGCCACACCAACAGAGCAGGAGCCGGACACGGUCUCUUGGUGGCGAAGGCGCCCCGCGACCGCCGAGCGACAUCCGACCAUCGCUUCCGCCUCCGAGGCGCAGCCACACCGCCGGCAGCAAGCCCGCGGCAGCAGACGCCCACUCCCAUCCCCCGUCGCCCCUGAUCCCCGCCUUCGACACGACCGAGCCCACGAACCAUUUCGGCACUCUGUCGUCGCAGUACUCCCUCCCGACGUCCGAGUUCGGCGUCCUCAACGACGACGCUCCGCAGCGGCCUAAACGCAGCUCGCGCCGGAAACCGCCACCGUUCGACCUCGCCGUGCAGACGGGCCCGCCCGUUACGCCGCGGACGCCGCGCUCCCCGCACGCGCCGCCCACGAUCACCGUCGACGACGGGCGGAGUCUCGACCGCAAGUCGCUCGCGGGCUCGAUGCAGUCGACGAUCCACGACCGCGACACGCUGUACUCGCCGUCGCCGACGUCAGCGACGGCGUCGCACUUCCGCACGCCGCUGCGCUUCCGCGAGAUAGACUCGCCGCGGGUGCAGCUCUCGGAGCGCGAGAAGGCCGCCAAGUGGGACGACCUGCUCAUGCGCAGCGAGCAGGCCGGCGGCACGCUCCACCUCGGCGACUCGGGGCUCAUGUCGGACAACGUCCGCUUCUCGGAGUACUCCGUCUCCGAGUCCCCGCCGUGAAUGAACUCUUGAACGAUGAACACUGGCUCUUUUUCCCUUUUGCUUCCCUUCAGACUUUUUGAUGCACACACGCGCACACCCUCUGCACGACGACGAACUAUACCCCAUUCAUUUCUUGCUUACCGUAGCAUAGUCGUAGUCACCUACUUUCUGGCACUGGAUGCAUAAUCUCUUUUCUACCCCCCCUCCCCUUGGCCCAUACCGCCUCUCCCUGGUCUUUUUACCCAUGUAAAUAUCACGCUACGCUUUCCGUGUCGCAUUAAUUUUCUUGCUGUGUAUUACAUUUACCCCCUUUGCUACCGAUAAC
Messenger RNA from Phanerochaete carnosa HHB-10118-sp, 3652 nucleotides. RefSeq lists its product as uncharacterized. The record is from RefSeq and is a predicted model, not a curated record. The coding region runs from base 364 to 3345 and encodes 993 amino acids. The transcript is spliced from 3 exons. Lineage: Eukaryota; Fungi; Basidiomycota; Agaricomycetes; Polyporales; Phanerochaetaceae.